Messenger RNA from Effrenium voratum, 482 nucleotides. The record is from the annotation of a GenBank genome assembly. NCBI's taxonomy places the organism in Eukaryota, Dinophyceae, Suessiales, Symbiodiniaceae.
GGAUGACGGGCGUGCACGCGUCCAUGCCUGCAUUACAGCUCUCCUGCUACCUGCGUGUCUACUGCGGCAGGCACCAGCCCACAGGAGAGCUGAUGCUGGAGCCGAUUCUUUGGGAGCCAGGUGAGGAGCCACCGGUAAAAGCGACGGUGGAGACGCAGACCGAGACGACCCAGGAGGACGUGCCGCCGCCAAAACCACGAGGCGAUUGGCCUCGAGCACCUCCCGAGCCUCCCACGGACUCCGCGAUGUUCCCUGCGGAAAUCCGACUGGGGCGAGAUGCAAGCGAGCAGAUAGAGGAGGAGGUCAUCGUUGUCGCCCCGCAGCCACAGGCACCCGCGGAGGGCCCAACUCCAGCGCUGCCGCUGGUGUCGCAGCUGGUGAGGGAACUCAUGCAGCUUGCCGACGAGACGGCCUGAGAUCGGUCCAUGAGGUCAGCUGACAGGAGGACCCUCCAAGGGGACACGGAUCUUCCAGGUACCCUC